CGGAGAUCAAAUGCUACGCUCGGUGAAAUGUGAAAUCAUAUUUGAUGGUUUAAGUGUACUCUUUCUUCAAUCCAAUCCUUUGACCAACUUCUGAUUCUUAGACCGUCUAACGUCAUGGAAAAUCACGUGUCGGGCCAGAGCAAUAAGCCAAUGAGCAAGCCUGCUCAUGCCUUGGACUGCGAUACCUUGGUUCGAGAACUCGAAGCCGAUCCUGAAAAUGGCUUUUCAGAAACGCAAGCAGGCCACAAACUAAACGAGUUUGGCCGCAAUGAACUCGACGAUGGCCCUGGCGUUCAGCCCAUCAAAAUCUUGAUUCGUCAGGUCGCCAACGCUAUGAUGCUGGUUCUCAUCAUGGCCAUGGUAGUUUCCUUUGCCAUCAAAUCUUGGAUCGAAGGUGGUGUGGUUACUGCUGUUAUCGUGUUAAAUAUCAUCGUCGGAUUUCUCCAGGAGUUCCAGGCUGAAAAGACUAUGGACUCCUUGCGAUCGCUCAGCUCACCCACCGCCAAUGUGGUUCGUGAUGGAAGCAUCGUCAACGUCCCCACCGCUGAGCUUGUGGUAGGAGACGUGGUCGUGCUCAAAGUUGGAGACACCGUGCCAGCGGAUCUGAGACUCAUUGAGUCGAUCAAUCUUGAAACCGACGAGGCCUUACUGACCGGGGAAUCGCUUCCCGUCGCCAAAGAUGAGUCGACGGUCUUUGACGAAGACACCGGCCCUGGUGAUCGAUUGAACGUUGUCUAUAGUUCGUCAACCGUGACCAAGGGCCGCGCUCGGGGUGUUGUCUACGCUACAGGCAUGUACACUGAAAUUGGAUCAAUCGCCCAGAGUCUGCGAAAAAAGGACUCCAAACGACGACCUGUUAAGCGUCGUGAUGAUGGUACUGCAUCUCCUCUAGUUCACGCGCAGGCAUGGAUCCUAACAGUCGGCGACUUCAUUGGACACUUCCUUGGCGUCAAUGUCGGAACACCUUUACAAAGAAAGCUCUCACGCCUCGCAAUACUUCUUUUCUGGAUUGCAGUUGUCUGCGCCAUUAUCGUCCUGGCUGCAAACGAGUUUUCGGACAGAACGGAAGUUAUUAUCUACGCAGUCGCUACAGGUCUCAGUAUGAUUCCUGCUUCUUUAAUCGUGGUUUUGACUAUCACUAUGGCGGUGGGAACUAAACACAUGGUUCAAAGAAAUGUCAUCGUGCGGAAUCUUAAGUCAUUGGAGGCCCUAGGAGCUGUAACAGAUAUCUGCUCCGAUAAGACUGGCACCUUAACGCAAGGGAAAAUGGUGGCUAAAAAGGCCUGGAUUCCUAGCAGAGGCACCUACUCGGUAGGAGUGUCCAAUAAUCCUUUUGACCCAACAAUUGGUGCCCUUGUGCACUCAGCCAAUCCUCCAGCCAAAGGCUCAGCCGACAGCGACGAAGUAUCCGAAAGCGACUCUGUCGCCGCUAGCGAGUUGCUGAAAGACAACGCCGAUUUCGAGGCCUUUCUGAAAGUCGCCUCAUUGUGCAAUGUUGCUCGCGUACACAAGAAUAACGAAGGACAGUGGACCGCCGUCGGAGACCCUACCGAAAUUGCCCUUCAAGUGUUUGCAUCUAGAUUUGACUACAACCGUCAUGAUAUCGCGGGGGGCGAGGGCGCAACAAGCAAACAAGUGAGCGAAUAUCCUUUCGAUUCUGACGUCAAAAAGAUGUCGGUGAUUUUCGAGGACCGCCAGAGCCAAGCUCAGACGAUUUACACGAAAGGUGCCGUCGAGCGAGUCAUUGACUCAUGUGUCUCGAUAGUCUGGGAUAAGGGCGAGACGAUCGAUUAUUCCGACUCCUUGAAGGAAAAAACCCUCGAAGUCAUGGAAGCUCUGGCAUCUCAGGGUCUUCGCGUUCUUGCACUUGCCAGCCGCGACUAUGAUGCCCGUAAUGGUCGACGUGCAUCGCGUGAUGGACCUCCCCCUAGGGAGGAGAUUGAGCGUGAUCUCGUCUUUCGUGGCCUCAUCGGCUUGUACGACCCGCCUCGUCCAGAAUCCGCCACUGCGGUCAAACGAUGCCACCGAGCAGGCAUUAAAGUCCACAUGCUUACCGGCGACCAUCCCGAAACUGCUAGUGCUAUCGCUAAGCAGGUGAACAUUCUGCCUGAUAUGUCCAAGGUCUCUGCAAAAGUUGCAAAGAGCAUGGUCAUGACGGCGAAAGAGUUCGAUAAAUAUUCCGAUUCGGAACUGGAUCAAUUGCCAGUAUUACCUCUUGUCAUUGCUCGAUGCGCUCCCAACACGAAGGUCCGCAUGAUCGAGGCACUUCGGCGGAGAGACGCUUUCAUGGCCAUGACUGGUGACGGCGUGAAUGAUUCUCCUUCCCUAAAGAUCGCAGACGUCGGUAUUGCCAUGGGUAUGGCUGGCUCCGACGUAGCCAAGGACGCAGCUGACAUCGUCCUGACUGACGACAACUUCGCCUCGAUUCUCAAUGCUAUCGAAGAAGGUAGACGGAUGUUCGACAACAUUCAAAAGUUCAUUCUACACCUUCUCGCGGAGAACAUCGCACAGGCUUGUACACUUCUGAUCGGGCUAGCCUUCAAGGACAGCACGGGGCUUUCGGUCUUCCCACUAGCCCCGGUACAGAUCAUGUGGGUCAUCAUGAUCACAUCCGGCAUGCCUGACAUGGGUCUUGGCCUGGAAAUUGCUGCACCAGAUAUCCUUGAACGUCCUCCUAUGCCACUCAAAGUGGGAAUAUUCACGUGGGAAGUCUGCUGUGAUAUGCUCGCCUACGGAUUAUGGAUGGCUUCACUCUGCCUGUCCUCCUUCCUUCUGGUGGUCUACGCCUUUGGUGAUGGCAACCUAGGUGAGGGUUGUAACACCUCAUAUUCUGAACAGUGUGAUACGGUCUUUCGGGCUCGUGCUACGACGUUCGUGUCGCUCACCUGGUUCGCGCUUUUCCUUGCGUGGGAGAUGGUCAACAUGCGGAGAAGCUUUUUCCGUAUGCAGCCCAAGACCAAAAGGCCUUUCACUCAGUGGAUGUAUGAUGUGUGGAGGAACCCUUUCCUGUUCUGGGCGGUUAUUGCUGGCUUUGUUACAAUUUUCCCUACCCUCUAUAUUCCUGUGAGUUUCUCCAUGCCCUUGCCAACUCGAAUCAGUUUUACAGUGUUUCUCGAAUCGGAAUCAUCAAUUCGACUAAUCUCUCAUCACAGGUUCUAAAUCACGAUGUCUUCAAACAGACAGGAAUUUCAUGGGAGUGGGGCAUUGUCUUCGUAGAAGCGGUGCUGUUCUUCAGCGGCAUCGAAGCGUGGAAAUGGGGCAAGCGAAUAUUCUUCCGCCGACGCGCAAGGAAGAUGGGUCAGACAAGCGAUGAUCUCGAGAAGAGGGCGUAUGGGGACUUUUUUGACUGGAGCGAGAACAACAGCGGCACGAACCUGCCUGCCGGGAACGAGAAGAUUUGAGCGCCAUUAUCAGCAUUACUAGCUAGGUAUAGACUUCUGAGACAAGGUGUUGCUUCUAUAGCGUGGUCGAUCAUUUCCAAGUCAUACCAGCGUCAACAGCCCUCUUCCGUAAAGUAUUCACGAACUUGGCAGGAUUGUGCACGAAAUCCGGAAGCUCACUGUCGGCGAAAAGCAUGUGGAAGCGCC
This is a messenger RNA of Exophiala mesophila, 3587 nucleotides long. RefSeq names its product potassium/sodium efflux P-type ATPase, fungal-type, variant 1. Lineage: Eukaryota; Fungi; Ascomycota; Eurotiomycetes; Chaetothyriales; Herpotrichiellaceae. Bases 115 to 3159 code for a protein of 1014 amino acids. Gene Ontology annotation, biological process: intracellular calcium ion homeostasis; calcium ion transmembrane transport. The record is from RefSeq and is a predicted model, not a curated record. The transcript is spliced from 3 exons. Gene Ontology annotation, cellular component: plasma membrane. Gene Ontology annotation, molecular function: ATP binding; P-type calcium transporter activity; ATP hydrolysis activity.